AUGCAUAUUUAUUUCAGGGCCAUCUCUUUUGUAUUUGUCUUGCAAAGACGAACAAAAUACGAAUCUGUGCCUAUCGAAUAUUUCCCCCCUUCUUUAUUGGAGGUGACGCGUCAAGAUAUUUUGACCUCAUUGGCACUACCCGAUUCACUUGACCCUCACAUUUAUAUGGCUGUUAAAACCAUUAUCUGCGACUUUCACGAGAACAAGAUCAAGAACUUGACAGCACGGCAUUAUUUGAUCAAUCUUGCAAUGACAAAGGAAAAUGUGGAACGCAACGUCAUUUUAGCUAUUGAAUCUCUAUUCCCUGUGCUCAAGGAUUUAGAUAUCGGUCCUCUUCGUGAAUCCGAACUUGCCGCCUCAUAUACUCAUCCUGUUAUCCAAGCCUUAUUAUCUUAUGAUACCGAUGGUAAGGUUGCAAGAUGUGCCAACUGCAUCCCAGACAAUGGCAUGGACGAGAAUCGACGGCCAGAUUACGAAGUCAUGGUGUAUGAGCAGUAUCUACCAUCUUAUCGAACAUGUUUUGGAGAACUCAAAGGUGAAGGAUCCUCUGAUACAUUAUCAGUAAUGGACUUUUAUCGCUUGGGUAUAUUUGCAAAAUUGGAAAUGGUAUCUAGUAACCUCACCGGUGUACUAUGCUUCCAAGCGCGUGAACUUACAACUAUUACAUUACCCGAGAACAGGAAUGAAACCAUCUCAGUGCUGAGUAUUUUGGAUGAUCUUUACAAAAUUGCCAUGUAUCAUAGCACACUUGUGCGGUCCCAGACCCCAAAUACCAAGCACCCGACGCUGCCGUUCGAAUUCGUGCAAGGCUCAAAAAGAACAUUGCCAGCAAAACGCAAGCCUUCCUUGGGAUUAAUUUCUAUCAAGUAA
Zychaea mexicana is the source of this 870-nucleotide messenger RNA. RefSeq lists its product as uncharacterized. Bases 1 to 870 code for a protein of 289 amino acids. The record is from RefSeq and is a predicted model, not a curated record. The transcript is spliced from 3 exons. Lineage: Eukaryota; Fungi; Mucoromycota; Mucoromycetes; Mucorales; Lichtheimiaceae.